AAGAAUUGAGCGUGACGACUGCUUCUUUGGACAAAGUUAAGAAAAAGGAGGUAGACGGCAGGUGGCAAGAUCACAAAAUUCCAUAGAAUGUAGUUGGCGAAGGCCCUGUUAAGGGCAGAGAACAUGCUGUUCCGAUCAUGAAGCAGACCUUGAUCUGGGAGACCCGCAGCCCAAUUCAAUCGCAUUGACAUCAACGUAAACGUAGGUAGCAUCUCACUGGGCGAGGUCUUUUUUUCUAUGACCCGUCUGCCUUUUACCCCCUUCCUGGCAAGUGGCUCUGUCACCGGACGCCUCAAGCAGAAAUUCGAAGGCGUAGACUCCGCGCCCGCCCCCGCGGGGAGCAGGUUGCUCCGUCGACCUUUCCCUUUUCGCUACAGAGAUUUUACACACCAAAGAGCAUUGCGGGUGGGUGGGGUGGGCGCAGCAAGCCACCACCUUUUCUCCAAAGAAGGCCACAGGGGCUCGCCACCUUUGCUAGCCGACCCCGGCGCCCCUCCACCGCCACUUCCUCACGCCGACAAAAGUUCUCGCUGGUCCCGCCUUCUUCCUCGCUUCGGCUCGGCUUUUUGUGCGCGCCGCAGCCGGGGUUCGAACUUCCCUCGCCCGGAGGCGGCGGUGACAGCGGAGGGCGCUGACAGAGACGGGCAGCGAUGUGCAGGCGAGGCCGCCCUGGCCCUUGCGCGCUCAGGCUUUGGCGGGAGUGGAGAGUCGACCCCGCCGGGCUGAGGUGGCCGCCGCCGAUAUGCAAGCUUUAGAAGGCAGCCGCCCGACGCCGAAAGCUUUGCCAGGAUGCAGCGUUGAUCCAAAGGCAGCUGUUCAGCAGGAGCAGAUCUGUUGCUCCCAUUCAGAUCUUCCUGAAGCUGCUGAAUUCAGCCUAACAAUGUCUUUGGUACACUUAGCCAAAGGAGCCAGCCUGGAUGACCUUAUUGAUACUUGUAUUCAUUCUUUUGAUUCUGAAGGAAACCUAUGCAAAAAUGAUCAACUGUUGCGGGUAACGUUGACUAUGCACCAACUCAUCCUCUCCUCCACUGAGAUGCUGCGAAAACUAAUAAAUCUAUAUCGGGAUGCUUUGGAAAAUAACUCUCCUUUGUUUUGCUCUAAGAUAUGCUACCUUGUAAGGUAUUGGAUAAGAGAAUUCUGGAUGAUGUUCAAAACAGAUUCCAGUCUUACAAACACCAUGGAGGAAUUUCAGGAACUAGUGAAAGCUAAUGGUGAGGAGUUACACUGUCGCCUAAUUGACACAUCUCAAAUAAAUGCUCGAGAUUGGUCCAGGAAGAUCACACAACGAGUAAAAUCGAACAGUAGUAAGAAAAGAAAAGUCUCACUACUCUUUGAUCACUUGGAACCAGAGGAGUUAUCUGACCACCUCACUUAUCUUGAAUUCAAGUCCUUCCGAAGAAUAUCAUUUUCAGAUUACCAAAACUACAUCAUGAAUGGCUGUGUGAAAGACAAUCCAACCAUGGAACGCUCAAUUGCUCUUUGCAACGGCAUUUCCCAGUGGGUGCAACUAAUGGUACUCAAUAGACCAACACCACAACUUCGAGCUGAAGUAUUCAUCAAAUUUAUUCAUGUGGCCCAGAAACUUCACCAGUUGCAGAAUUUUAACACAUUAAUGGCUGUAAUAGGAGGCCUCUGUCACAGUUCCAUUUCUAGACUUAAAGAAACAAGUUCUCACGUUCCUCAUGACAUUCAUAAGGUAUUUAAUGAAAUGACUGAAUUGUUGUCAUCCUGUAGGAACUAUGAUAAUUAUCGGCGUGCUUACAAUGAGUGCUGUAACUUUAAGAUCCCAAUCCUUGGAGUGCAUCUGAAAGAUUUGAUCUCCCUUUAUGAAGCUAUGCCAGACUACUUGGAAGACAAAAAAAUUAAUAUACAUAAAUUACAUUCUCUGUAUAAUCAUGUUAAUGAACUGGUACAGUUGCAAGAAAUAGGUCCCCCACUGGAAGCUAACAAGGAUCUUGUUCAUCUCCUCACAUUGUCACUUGACCUUUACUACACAGAAGAUGAGAUUUAUGAACUUUCAUAUGCACGAGAGCCGAGAAGUCAUCGGGCUGCACCUUUGACACCUAGUAAACCUCCAGUAGUAGUAGCAGACUGGGCCUCUGGUGUGGCCCCAAAGCCUGACCCAAAGAUAAUCAGUAAGCAUGUUCAGAGAAUGGUAGAUUCAGUUUUCAAAAAUUAUGACCAUGAUCAGGAUGGAUACAUUUGUCAGGAAGAAUUUGAGAAAAUCGCUGCAAGCUUUCCUUUUUCAUUUUGCAUAAUGGACAAAGACAGGGAAGGUCUGAUUAGCAGGGAUGAAAUAACAGCAUACUUCAUGAGGGCCAGCUCAAUUUAUUCUAAACUGGGCAUUGGGUUCGCUCACAACUUCCAGGAAACCACUUAUCUAAAGCCAACAUUCUGUGACAACUGUGCUGGAUUUCUUUGGGGAGUUAUUAAACAAGGAUAUAGAUGCAAAGAUUGUGGAAUGAACUGUCACAAGCAAUGCAAGGAUCUGGUUGUAUUUGAAUGUAAGAGAAGACCCAAAGCCACAGCUGUGGAUAAUAGUCCUGCAUCAGCUCUUGCAUCUAGCCUGUGCCCUGUGGGACUCAAAGAACAUAUGCAUGGGCUAGAAGAAGGAGCAUUUCCAUUUCCUAACGGAGACAUGGUUGAGCACAAUGAAGGGAGCAAAGACAGAACUAUUAUGCUUAUGGGGGUUUCAGCUCAAAAGAUCUCAGUAAGGCUAAAGCCAUCCAUGGUGCACAAGAGCACACAGACAGACCUACCAGUGCAUAGUGAUGGGCUCCCCAGACAGCAGAGAGAACCAGGAUUGCUACCUGAAAGCACUUUUCUCCAGCCUACACCUUUAUCUCCGUGUCCAAGCCCAGUUCUUAGCCGUAAAAAGGCUUAUGUGAAAUGGGAAAACAAAGACUACAGUCAAAAAACAAAAGAGCCACAUGUUCUAAAACCCACGUACCAGGAACUGGAGCAGGAAAAAAAUAUUCUUACAGCAGAGAAUGAGGCUUUAAAGCUCCAGCUUCAACAAGCACAUAAGAAAAUUGAAUUCCUCAGCAUUCGAAGAAACCACAUUUUGGACAGCAGAGAACAUGGAGGCUGCUUGUAGCUAAAAAAGUGAGGAGCAGUAGAAGAUGGUGAAGGUGAACGAGUCUUUAGGGAUGAUGCAUUCCCAUUAACAUGGAGUAGCAGGAUUCAAAGCAAAAGUGUGUGUGCUGGAUCUUCCUGGGCUGCUUGUUAAUAAUACACAUGGAUGCAUGCGUUCUCUGUUCACAGGUUUAAAACAGUUCUUCUUUUUGGUGGAAAUGAUUUCAUUUGGAAUUUCUCUUAAUUAGGGCACAGGGUACUUUUGCUAUCUUCAUAACAAGGUAACCAGAUUCCAAUGCUAAAGAAGAAUGCAUAAAGAAAUAUUGUAACAGAACUGUUUAUAUGUAGAACUGGAGGUGUGGGCAAUACUGGAAGCUGAAAUCUAAAAAUGAAUCUACUUGGAACAAUGUAGGGAAUUCUGGAAAUAUCA
Messenger RNA from Pogona vitticeps (central bearded dragon), 3505 nucleotides. RefSeq names its product RAS guanyl releasing protein 1 (gene RASGRP1). Gene Ontology annotation, molecular function: calcium ion binding; guanyl-nucleotide exchange factor activity. The record is from RefSeq and is a predicted model, not a curated record. Gene Ontology annotation, biological process: Ras protein signal transduction. NCBI's taxonomy places the organism in Eukaryota, Metazoa, Chordata, Lepidosauria, Squamata, Agamidae. Gene Ontology annotation, cellular component: plasma membrane.